UUCUGAAACGAAGCCCUGACAUUACCAAAUCGCCACCGACAAAGUCAGAGCAGCUUCUGCGGAUAGAUGAUCAUGAUUUCAGCAUGAGGCCCGGCUUCGGAGGCCCGGCCAUUCCUGUUGGAGUGGAUGUGCAGGUAGAAAGCUUGGACAGCAUCUCAGAGGUAGAUAUGGACUUCACCAUGACCCUAUACCUAAGGCACUAUUGGAAGGACGAGAGGCUGUCCUUCCCAAGCACCAACAACCUCAGCAUGACGUUUGAUGGCCGGCUGGUGAAGAGGAUCUGGGUCCCCGACAUGUUUUUCGUGCACUCCAAGCGCUCCUUCAUCCACGACACGACCACGGACAAUGUGAUGCUGCGGGUCCAGCCCGACGGGAAAGUGCUUUACAGCCUCAGGGUUACAGUGACCGCCAUGUGCAAUAUGGACUUCAGCCGAUUUCCCCUGGACACACAGACGUGCUCUCUUGAAAUUGAAAGCUAUGCCUAUACUGAAGAUGACCUGAUGCUGUACUGGAAAAAGGGCAAUGAAUCCUUAAAGACAGAUGAGAGGAUCUCGCUCUCCCAGUUCCUCAUCCAGGAAUUCCACACCACCACUAAGCUGGCCUUCUACAGCAGCACAGGCUGGUACAACCGUCUGUACAUUAACUUCACGUUGCGUCGCCACAUCUUCUUUUUCUUGCUCCAAACUUAUUUUCCGGCUACCCUGAUGGUGAUGCUGUCCUGGGUGUCCUUCUGGAUCGACCGCAGAGCUGUGCCUGCCAGAGUCCCCUUAGGAAUCACCACGGUGCUGACCAUGUCCACCAUCAUCACGGGCGUGAACGCCUCCAUGCCGCGCGUCUCCUACGUCAAGGCCGUGGACGUCUACCUCUGGGUGAGCUUCGUGUUCGUGUUCCUGUCGGUGCUGGAGUACGCGGCCGUCAACUACCUGACCACGGGCCAGGAGCGGCAGGAGCGGCGGCUGCGGGAGCAGCUUCCCUGCACCUGCGGGUCACCUCAGCCCCGCGCCGUCCUGCUGGACAGCAGCUAUGGCGACGUGGAGGUGACCGACCUGGGCAACUACGUGCCAGACACCGGCGAGAAGCCAGACAGGGUGAUGGUGCAGCUCGCCCUGGCCUCGGAGAGGAGCUCCCCGCAGAGGAAAAGUCGGAGGAACAGCUACAUGAGCAUGAGGAUCGACACCCACGCCAUUGACAAAUACUCCAGGAUCAUUUUUCCAGCAGCCUACAUUUUAUUCAAUUUAAUAUACUGGUCGAUUUUCUCCUAGAUGCCUGUAGUUCUGUAAAUUUCAUAUUCUUUUGUGUGUACUACAGGAAUAUCUGUAUGAUAAAAAGUAAGGUUAUGGGGGAAAAAAGUUCCCAGGACCUACCCUUGUCCAGCUUUCCAAAACUACCUUGACAAGACACUUCUCGGUUU
Molecule: messenger RNA, 1411 nt
Organism: Miniopterus natalensis
Lineage: Eukaryota; Metazoa; Chordata; Mammalia; Chiroptera; Miniopteridae
Gene: GABRR1
Product: gamma-aminobutyric acid type A receptor subunit rho1
Biological process (GO): monoatomic ion transmembrane transport
Cellular component (GO): membrane
Molecular function (GO): GABA-A receptor activity; extracellular ligand-gated monoatomic ion channel activity
Source: RefSeq, a predicted model, not a curated record